CGCUGUAGUCCUCCGCGGCGGGGCGGCGCCGUCCCAGAGUGCCUCGCGGUGGAUGGCGAGGAGGAGGAGGAGGAGGAGUCCCCCUGCCGCCGGGAUGCCGCGCCGCCGGCUCGGCCGCUGAGCCCGAGCGGCCCGUGCCCCCGCCUCCCCCGCCCGGCCCGGCGCCGAGGAUGCUGCGCUGCAUGCCGCCGCUGUGGCGCUGCAACCGGCAGGUGGAGACGCUGGACCGGCGGCACUGCUCGCUGCAGGCCGUGCCCGACGACGUCUACCGCUACAGCCGCUCGCUGGAGGAGCUGCUUCUCGACGCCAACCAGCUCCGCGAGCUGCCCAAGCCUUUCUUCCGACUCCUGAACCUGCGCAGGCUGGGCCUGAGUGACAAUGAGAUCCAGCGCCUCCCUCCUGAGGUGGCCAAUUUCAUGCAGCUGGUGGAGCUGGACAUCUCCCGCAACGACAUUCCGGAGAUUCCCGAGAGCAUCAAGUUCUGCAAGUCCCUGGAGAUUGCAGACUUCAGUGGAAACCCCUUGUCCAGGCUCCCCGAGGGCUUCACCCAGCUGCGCAACCUGGGCCACCUGGCCUUGAACGACGUCUCCUUGCAGAGCCUGCCCAACGACAUUGGCAACUUGGCCAACCUGGUGACCUUGGAGCUCCGUGAGAAUCUGCUGAAGUGCCUCCCGGCUUCGCUCUCCUUCCUUGUCAAAUUAGAGCAGCUGGACCUUGGGGGCAACGAUCUGGAAGUGUUGCCAGACACCCUGGGCGCCCUGCCAAACCUGCGUGAGCUCUGGCUGGACAGGAACCAGCUCUCCUGCCUGCCCCCGGAGCUGGGCAAUCUGCGCCGGCUGGUCUGCCUGGACGUCUCCGAGAACAAGCUGGAGCAGCUGCCCGAUGAGAUCAGCGGGUUGGUGGUGCUGACGGACCUUCUUCUGUCGCAGAACCUGCUGGAGAUGAUUCCCGACGGCAUUGGCCAGCUGAAGCAGCUCUCCAUCCUGAAGGUGGACCAGAACCGUCUCACAGAGGUGACUGAAGCCAUCGGGGACUGUGCAAACCUGUCGGAGCUCAUCCUCACCGAGAACUUGCUACAGACCCUCCCCAGGUCUCUGGGGAAACUCACCAAGCUGACCAACCUCAAUGUGGACCGGAAUCGCCUGACGUUGCUUCCUGCAGAGAUUGGGGGCUGCAGCAGCCUGAAUGUGCUCUCCCUUCGAGACAACCGCCUGGAAUUGCUGCCCCCGGAGCUUGCGAGCACCACUGAGCUGCACGUCCUGGAUGUAGCAGGCAACCGGUUGCAGCACUUGCCCUUCACCCUGACCAACCUGCACCUGAAGGCCCUCUGGCUGGCGGAGAACCAGUCGCAGCCCAUGCUCAAGUUCCAGGCCGAGGAGGACGAGAAGACGGGAGAGAAAGUGCUCACCUGCUACCUGCUGCCCCAGCAGCCGUCCCCCAGCUCAGAGAACCUCCUGCAGAACAGCCUGGAUGAGAGCUGGGCGGAGGCCAAUCCCAACCGGGUCAGUGUGAUCCAGUUCCUGGAGGACCCUCAAAGGGAGGAGGAAGAGGAGGAGGAGGAAGCUGGUGCCGAGAAGAGGGGGCUGCAGCGCAGGGCCACUCCACACCCCAGCGAGUUGAAGUCCAUGAAGAAGGGGAUGGAAGUGCGACGCAGUGAGGCCUCCACGGCAGCUAGGCGGGACUCCGGUAACACUGAGGGCAAGAGGCUGAGUGCCGCCUCCAACCGCAGCGAAGACUCCCAUGUCUCUGGCAGCACCCUCUCUGCCGGCGACGGACCAGAGGAGGGGAGAGAGGCAACACAGCCAGAGGCGGGCAUGGCAGAGGCUCAGCCGGAGGGAGAAGGGAAGCUGGCAGCUGAGGAGAGAGGCCAGGCGCCACCAGAGGAAAGGCCCACGCCGGAGGAGACGGGAGAGGACCAGGAAGAGGAGCUGGAGUACUCCGAGCCCACGGUGCAUUUUGCGGAAGACACCUUGGUUCACAGUGAGGACGAGGAGGCCCCCCAGUUCCCUGCAGGGAAGCAGCGGCUCAUCCGCAAGGACACGCCCCAUUACAAGAAGCACUUCCGGAUUGCUCAGCUGCCCCGCCCGGAAGCAGUGGUGGCCCUCCUGCAGGGCUUCGGGGCCGGUGGGGGCCCCCAAGAGGUGGAAGAGGAGGAGGAGACUCCGGAGCAGGCAGGGUGGGGCCAGGAAGAGGUGGCCAGCGAGGGGGCAGCGGCCCCACCCUCAGUCAAGGGGGUGUCGUUUGAUCAAGCCAAUAAUCUGCUGAUUGAGCCCGCUCGCAUUGAGGAGGAAGAGUUGGCUCUGACGAUCAUGCGGCAGACGGGCGGCCUUGGCAUCAGCAUUGCAGGGGGCAAAGGCUCCACUCCCUACAAGGGCGACGAUGAGGGCAUCUUCAUCUCCCGUGUGUCGGAGGAGGGCCCGGCGGCACAGGCUGGGGUGCGCGUGGGGGACAAGCUCCUGGAGGUGAAUGGGGUGUCCCUGCACAGCGCUGAGCACCACGUGGCCGUGGAGGCCCUCCGGGGCUCGGGCAGCAGUGUCUCCAUGACCGUGCUACGGGAGCGGAUGGUGGAACCCGAGAACGCCGUCACGGUGACGCCGCUGCGGCCUGAAGAUGAUUACAGCCCACGGGAAUGGCGUGGAGGGCUGCACUUGGCCACAGACGCCACCCCAGCCGAGCGGCUCUCAGCCUGCUUGGUGCGGAACGAGCGGGGCCUGGGCUUCAGCAUCGCCGGGGGCAAGGGCUCCACCCCAUACCGGCCAGGGGACACGGGCAUCUUCAUCUCCCGGAUCGCAGACGGGGGGGCUGCCCACCGGGAAGGGACGCUGCAAGUGGGCGACAGGGUCAUCUUGAUCAAUGGGGUGGACAUGACAGAAGCCCGGCACGAUCAGGCUGUAGCGCUGCUGACCGCCUCCCCACCCACCAUUGCUCUGCUGGUGGAAAGAGAGGUGGCCCCCCAAGAGAAGGACCUCCCUGUGGGGCCAUGUGGGGCCCGGCCCCCCUCGCCACCCCCUCUGCCCCCGCAAGGAGAGAUCACGCUGGAGGAAGCAGCAGCAUGCCCCCCCAGGAGCCAGCUGCCCAAAGACACGGAGAGCCAGUACCCCACUGAGGAGAUCUGCCUGGUCAAGGCUGGGGGGCCCCUUGGCCUUAGCAUCGUGGGAGGCAGUGACCACUCCAGCCACCCCUUUGGCAUCCACGAGCCAGGAGUCUUCAUUUCCAAGGUCAUCCCGCGUGGCCUGGCCUCCCGCAGCGGCCUGCGUGUGGGGGACCGGAUCCUGGCGGUGAACGGCCUCGAUCUGCGCCAGGCGACCCAUCAGGAAGCGGUCAGCGCUCUGCUCUCCAGCACCCCAGAGCUGCAGAUGGUGGUCAGGCGAGACCCUCCCCCGCCCGGAAUGGAGGAGAUCUCCAUUGAAAAGCGGCCUGGAGAGAAACUGGGCAUCAGCAUCCGAGGCGGCGCCAAGGGCCACGCGGGGAACCCCUUCGACCCCACCGACGAGGGGAUCUUCAUCUCCAAGGUCAGCUCCACUGGGGCAGCGGCCCGCGAUGGCCGGCUGAGGAUGGGGCUGCGCAUCCUGGAGGUCAACCAGCAGAGCCUUCUGGGCAUGACCCACGCGGAGGCGGUCCAGGUCCUGCGUGCCGUGGGGGACCGGCUGCUGGUGCUCGUUUGCGAGGGCUUUGACCCCAAGGCCGUGGCUGUCCUUGAGAUGUCUCCCGGAGUCAUCGCCAACCCUUUUGCGGCCGGCAUCGGGCGCAAGAACAGCUUGGAGAGCAUCUCGUCCGUUGACCGGGACCUCAGCCCAGAGGAGGCGGACCUUCUUCAGAAGGACAGGGGCAGCGCAGAGAUCCUGCAGCUGGAUUACCGCACCCUGGCAGCCCUGCCCAGCAGCAGCGGCCGUCUCCAGAAAGGCCCCGUUGGCGGUCUGGCAGUGGGGGAAGCCGAGUCCGGCCGGCGAGAGCCUCCCAGCAGCCAACAGUGCUCGGCCCUGUCCCGGCCUUUCUGCCUGGUGGGCAAAGAGACACGUUUUACCAAGCCCGGGAGAAUUCAGCCAGUCUCUCGCCUGCGCCUGACCUCAGCCCUGAGCCCCGCGGAGGGCCAAGACAAUCCCAGCCCUAUCCAGCAGCCUGAGCUGACCUCUGGCCCCAACGGUCUGCCUCGGCAGUCCAGACCCCUCUCGCCGAGGGAGGACCUCCCUGUCAGUGCCAAGCAGGCCUACAGGGCCUUGGCCGCCCUCCCGGGAUUGCAGCUGCCCUUGGAGCUGGAGGAGCUGCCGGGACAGAGGAGCCUUGAGCAGGCACUGCCCGUCUCUUCCGAGACCCCAUGGCCAGGUGGCCCGCACAGCCCGGAGCAGCGGACCUUCCGCGAGAGGCAGAAGUACUUCGAGCUGGAGCUGAAGCAGCAGCCACCGCCUGCCGAGAAACCCCUGAAGCGAGUCUCCCUGGUCGGGGAGGAAGACCUGAAGAAAAUGAAGGAGGAGGAAGCAGCUCGGAAACUGCAACAGAAGCGAGCCCAGCUGCUGGAGGAGGAGGAGGAAGAUGAAGAGGGGGAGGAGGUGGCACACGGCCAGCCCCCCCCAGGCAUGGGCGGCCCCUCCAGCAUCUUCAUCGAAGGCGUUGAGUACAGAGUUGAGAAGCAGAACGGGAACAAUCUCUCCCCCACCGCUUGGAUGAGUCCCGUCUGCGCCAGAGGGGGGGAGCCGGGGGUGCCGGUCCGGACAGCCAAAGCCGAACGGCGGCACCAGGAGCGCCUGCGGAUGCAGAGCCCGGAGCUGCUGGCCGCCCCAGAGAAGGAGCUCUCCCCGGCGGAGCGCCGAGCCCUGGAAGCGGAGAAGCGGGCCAUGUGGCGAGCAGCACGAAUGAAGUCCCUGGAGCAGGAUGCCCUCAAGGCCCAGAUGGUGAUUGCCAGGUCCAGGGAGAACAAGAAGCGGGGCACGCUGGAGCAGCUGGCAGAGUCGCCCUCCCCGGCCCCCACGCCCUCCCCCACGCCCUUGGAGGACGGCGCUUCCUGGGUCGCAGUUUCGCCAGGCCGGCUGUCUCUGCCUGAAAAGAAGUUCCUCUACAGGGAAUUUGCGGCCAUUCCUUCUUCCAAACCUGUAUAUGACAUCCAGAUGCUGAAUGGAGUGCCAGUGAUGCCAGCCCCUUUCCUCCCUGCUGAUUUGAGGGGGGGCUGGAUGGCACGCCGCCCCUGGAUGGGAGGAAGUGCCCCAAGUUACUCCGGAUGGGCGAGAGUCCUGCAAGCGCUUUGGCAGCCUCGACAGCAGCUCAGGGCGCCAGGAGCACGGUGGGACCCCGGAGCCCUUGAUGACCCACGGCCCCUCUGCGAGCCAGGAGCUGGGGCUGUUUGGUGACGAGCGCAACCUCCAGCAGGCCCAACACAGCUUAGAAGCCGCGGUCCCGACAUAACACUCCAGUCCUUGGAGACUGUAUGGACACAGCCAGGCCAAGGGGAUGAUGGAGUGGGGUGUGAGGCCGCUGGCCGCCUUGAUGGACCGUGGGGCUGUGGACCUGCUUGCAAUGCACUGGGGCAGGUCGUGACAAAUCGGAGAUGGAGCAUUGGGGGUGAGGGGAACCGAUGGGAUGUGAGGUCUGUAAAUAGCGGGUGGGUGGAGGACGGCCACGAAACUGUUUCCAUUCGGCAUCAGCCGUGGUCGCCGGAGACCUGCCGGGCGUAACCAACCAGCAGUGGGGCCCCCGUGCCUAUCCCCCACCUUGGGACCCCAGCAGCACCUGCUGGUGAAGUGGGGCAACGUUUGGGCGCCGCCCUGCCAGGCAGAGUAGAGAAGGUGAAGCCGAGUGGGGCGGGCUAGUGGCAUUAGGCGUGGCAAAGCAGAGCUUGGGGGUUGGAAUAAUGGGGGGGGGGCUUCCAGGGGAGUCCCAGGAUUGCGAUUGUGGCAAUCGGUGGUUCACGGCCUGGCUGGUGGAGCUGGGGAUGGGGUGAGGGGCAAUGCUGGCCCUCACCGGGCAGGCUGCCAGGUGCCCACAGGACGGGGCAUCGCUCCGGCCAGCUCUCUAGGGAGGCUCAUUUUAACAGGAGUGCCCAUGCUUGGUUUUGGGAAGGUAGCGGGGGGGGGGCUGUGUCUUUUUCUCCAGCUAUGAAGGCGGCUUCUCCUCCGAGGUCCCCCCCUCCUUAGAGCUUCUUGUUUUUAAACUAAUUUUAGCAUUUGCUUUUAAUGAGCAGCUGGGGAGUGAUCAGGCAGGGUUUCCGUGGCUAACUAACUUAUAGGUGCUGGGCUGUGAUCCAUCUCUCCUCCCCCCUCCCCCAGGGGAGUCCGGGGGAGAUCAAGACUGUAACUAGUGACAUUUGUACAACCAAAGAAGUCUAUUUUGUGGUUCAAUGAUAAUAAAGUUUAGUUUACCUUUUAGA
This is a messenger RNA of Crotalus tigris (Tiger rattlesnake), 6358 nucleotides long. RefSeq names its product scribble planar cell polarity protein (gene SCRIB). Gene Ontology annotation, biological process: neurotransmitter receptor transport, endosome to postsynaptic membrane; neurotransmitter receptor transport postsynaptic membrane to endosome. NCBI's taxonomy places the organism in Eukaryota, Metazoa, Chordata, Lepidosauria, Squamata, Viperidae. Gene Ontology annotation, molecular function: protein binding. Gene Ontology annotation, cellular component: postsynaptic membrane; postsynaptic density; adherens junction. The transcript is spliced from 41 exons. The record is from RefSeq and is a predicted model, not a curated record. Bases 171 to 5342 code for a protein of 1723 amino acids.